AGCGACCGCGGGGCGGCGGGAAGUUCGGCCGUCACCGCGUGUCCGGCCGCGGGGCUCGUCCGAGGGCGGCCAUGGUGCAGCUGCGGCUGUGUCGGGCGGGCGGCGGCGGCGGAGGAGGCCUGGGCGAGUGGCUGCUGCUGGAGCUGCAGGGCGAGGUGGAGGCCCGCGACGGGGCCGGCCUGGCGGGGAGCCUGCUGGGGGACCUCCACUUCACCCGCCAGGGCACCCCGGUGCUGCUGGUCGGCCACCACAUCCUCUACGGGAAGGUGGUGCGGCUGGAGAAGCCUUUCGCCGUCCUGACCAAGGCGGGCGCGGCGGGCGAAGCCUCCGGCCACUACUCGGCCGUGGCCCUCAUCAGGAAGAAGCUGCUCUUCAAGACCCGCCCGAAGCCCAUCAUCACCAACCUGCCCAAGAAGGCCUGAGGGGGAGGCUGCCCGGGCCCCCGUCCGCCAGGACGCCCCAGCGGGAGAACAGAGGCGCGAGGCCCACAGACCGUUAGCCUGGUUCUGACUGCCUCUCUGGCAAAGCAGGAACAACCCUGUCUCCCUUAGCUAGAGGCCUCAUGUGGCCCCCAAGCAGGGACUGAGACUCUCAAGCAUACCAAAGAACCGCUUGAGAACGGAUUCUCUCGGCUCUGGUUAGUCCAGAGCGGACUGGGCCAAGACAGCUCCUUUUUAUCCUGCUGUCCUGUGCCUUCGGUGAAGAAUGCGGGAGGAUCCUGGAGUCCAUCACUUUGUGUUGUCUUUCGCAGCAAGGGAACUAGCUGGCAGGACAGCCA
Gekko japonicus is the source of this 778-nucleotide messenger RNA. RefSeq names its product chromosome transmission fidelity factor 8 (gene CHTF8). The coding region runs from base 72 to 422 and encodes 116 amino acids. Gene Ontology annotation, biological process: mitotic sister chromatid cohesion. The transcript has 3 exons. Gene Ontology annotation, cellular component: Ctf18 RFC-like complex. NCBI's taxonomy places the organism in Eukaryota, Metazoa, Chordata, Lepidosauria, Squamata, Gekkonidae. The record is from RefSeq and is a predicted model, not a curated record.